Molecule: messenger RNA, 959 nt
Organism: Lotus japonicus
Lineage: Eukaryota; Viridiplantae; Streptophyta; Magnoliopsida; Fabales; Fabaceae
Exons: 4
Coding region: 1-765 (254 amino acids)
Source: RefSeq, a predicted model, not a curated record
AUGGAAGAGAUUGCAUCAAUGAACUCUGCCGGUGUUGAAGCAAACAACAACAUGUUGGAGAAGGCUCACAUAGAGGACAAAGGGCGCGGAAACGGAAUGGAUGUUAAGGACGAUAUCUCACAAAUUAAAAUGGCCAUUAAAGCCCUUACUGAAACGGUGACAAAAUCACUUGUGCAGAACAAGGUGAUGAACACUCGUGUUGACGAGUUGAGCUUGACAAUGACCACCAUACAACACUCCAUUCAGCUAAUGGGGAAAUCAGUAUCUGCAAGUGAUGUAACACAUCUGAAGCACACUCCAAAACAAACAACACAAACUGAUGGAAGUCAAAGCUGCACCCCAGUAGCUGCAAGUGAGAACGUAACACCAAACACGACUGCUGCUAAAUCUGUAAACAAGAAACGCGAGGUGGACCUUAUUGGGGAUGAAGACCUUGACUUGCUGACAUAUAUUUCAGAUGAUGAAUACGUGGCUGAUGACAAUGACGAGGUUAUGCUUAGCCAUGAACAACACAAGAGUGGUGCCUUUUCUAUCACAUGGGGUCAAAGAUUCGUUAACCAAUCAGUCAACAAAGCACGCAAGACACCAGAACAGCCUAGCCCUACUCAGAGUCUGAUUCGUGCAUUCAACGUAGAUGAUGGACUAACAGGGAAAAAACUUUUUCAUUCACCAACACCAACCAAACGCAAGGGCAAAGAUUCCAAAGCCGAUGAAGAUGAAGACCUUGUUAGCGAUAGCACUGAAAUGUUACCUUCAAGGUUAUGAAAACCGGACCGGUAGUCAAACCGGUGAGGGCACUGGUUCACGGUUCAUUGGUCCAACCGCAGUUGAACCGUGGUCCAACCGGUAUUACCGCUAUAAAUUAAAUAAUAUUAUUUUAAAAUAAAUAUAGAAUAUAUAAGGAAUUUUUGAAAAGAAAAAAAAAAGAAAAAAUCCAUAACUUCAUACUAAAAAAAAUA